Molecule: messenger RNA, 442 nt
Organism: Acanthoscelides obtectus
Lineage: Eukaryota; Metazoa; Arthropoda; Insecta; Coleoptera; Chrysomelidae
Source: the annotation of a GenBank genome assembly
AUGGUUUAGAUUAGAAUGUAUAACCAGGAAACAAAAUUUGGUAAAUAUUAGAGACCGACCGAAGUUUCGGUUUCGGUCGAAGUUCCGGUUUCGGCAGCAAAUUGGCCGAAACUUUCGGCUUGGCCGAAACAUACGAUCGUAAGGUCUCGGGAUAUGUCCGGUUGUAGUCGGGCGAUCGCUUCGUGUCCGUACGCGUUUCAUCACGUAGUGUGCGUAUUAAAUAAAGAUAGAAAUGUCUCAAAGAGAAAGAAAUUCUAUUUGGCAGUUUUUUGAAAAGAGCACAAAUGAUUUAUCUAAGGCAGUUUGCAAAAUCUGCAAAAAGUCGCUCUCAUUAGGAAGUCAAGAACCCAAAAAACAAACACUAUAUGGAGUGAAGCAGCAUUUAAGUAAGUUCCAUGGCACAGAACACAGACAAGCUUUAAAGCGGCAGUCUGAAUUAGAG